AGGCAAGUUUGCCCCCAGCCCUUCCCAGCCCUGCCUAAGGUUCUCCGGAAACCAUCACUCACAUCUAGCACUUGGAGGCCUCCGGGGACAGCGGUGACCCGCCAUCUGGGUCCUGCCCCAGAAGCUGCCGGCACAUCCACGCCUGAAAUGCGGCGCUCAGUCCUGGUCAGGAACCCAGGCCACAAAGGCCUGAGACCCGUUUAUGAAGAGCUUGACUCUGAUUCCGAGGACCUAGACCCCAAUCCUGAAGAUCUGGACCCGGUUUCUGAAGACCCAGAGCCUGAUCCUGAAGACCUCAACACUGUCCCGGAAGACGUGGACCCCAGCUAUGAAGAUCUGGAGCCCGUCUCGGAGGAUCUGGACCCCGACGCCGAAGCUCCGGGCUCGGAACCCCAAGAUCCCGACCCCAUGUCUUCGAGUUUCGACCUCGAUCCAGAUGUGAUUGGCCCCGUACCCCUGAUUCUCGAUCCUAACAGCGACACCCUCAGCCCCGGCGAUCCAAACGUGGACCCCAUCUCCCCUGGCCUCACUGCCACCCCCCAGGUCUUGGCCAGCAGCCCCGCGGUGCUCCCCGCCCCCGCCAAGCACGUCGGCGCUAGGACCUGGCGACUGCCUUCGACCCAGAGGGCGCCGGUCGAGGCACGCAUGCGCGCUGUUCCGGCAGGCGUUGUCGUGGCGCAGGGGGCGGGACCAGAGGCGGUCACGUGA
Mandrillus leucophaeus (drill) is the source of this 708-nucleotide messenger RNA. It is a transcript of the gene ZNF358, whose product is annotated as zinc finger protein 358. The record is from RefSeq and is a predicted model, not a curated record. NCBI's taxonomy places the organism in Eukaryota, Metazoa, Chordata, Mammalia, Primates, Cercopithecidae. The coding region runs from base 148 to 708 and encodes 186 amino acids. The transcript is spliced from 3 exons.